GGGGAGUUUUAGAAGUUUAGGAUGCUGGCAGUGUUUGCAUGAAUUCUGGAUUUGGCAUUUCAUUUUGUUAAUUUUUGUUGAAAAGUUAUGAAAAAUUUUUUUAUCAAUAUAGUUUGCCCUUUGUAUUGGUACUUUGUUGCAACAUUUAUAAAGUUGCAAAGCCACUCAACAACUGACACAUCAGUGGUUUAAACAUUCAGUGAUAAUUUUAUCACUGUAAGUAGGGGGCAUGUGAACCUUGGACUUGAGACUUGAUACAGCAGUGUGGUUUUGUUUUAAAGAGGAAAUUUAAUACAUUCUUGUGUGUUAACUACACAUUUACAACAUGGCAGCAGAAUACAGUUAUAUAGUGUAUAUUUACUUCUUAUUUGCUAUUUUAGCAUUACAAGGUGAAUGUGUUCACUAUGAACUUGGGAAGACAUACAAGUACACCUAUGAAACUAAGGUGUUGUUUAAUGAUGAUUCACCUAAAAAGGAGACAAGGGCAUAUCAGGAUGUUGGCCUGAGAGUUCGACUCGAGUUUGAUUUCACCCCGAUGUUUGAGGAUAAAGAAUCGCAGAUGGUUAGACUACAGGUCAGUCAAGCUGCUCUCACAAGUCUUCAUCGAGGUGGAAUGGAGGGGCAGCUUUUAGACAUGGUGAAGUUUCCUGUUUACUUUGAGUACAUGGAUGGAACUGUGGGUAGAGUGUAUGUUAUAGAAAAUGACUCCAUAUUCUGUACCAACAUCAAGAAAGGUCUCAUUUCCAUGUUCCAAGUUCAGUCCGAGCCUGGAGAGAGGUCUGAGCUGGAUGUAUCCGGAGAGUGUAAAACUGUCUACGAGAUUUCUGGCCCAACAAUUGUGAAACAGAAGUUUGAGUGUGAAAACCUGGAGAUUGCAGGACAGCAUAAAAAUGAAAAUGAGGUGUUUGGUGUAUCUUCAAGCAGCAGUAGGACAUGGACAUAUCAGCUGGAAAAUAAUGUUGUACAUAGCAUGAUGGGAUCUAACAGACAUGUAGCAUCAAUUAAUAUUAAAUCUACACUCAAUGCUAUGGUGUUAGCUGUACAGAAGUUGACAUUAUUAAGUACAGAGCCAGCAGCUGAUACUGAUAAACUCCCUGUUGAAGAUUUCGAGUCGGCAGCACAAUUCAUUAAAGAUGGCUCCAAUUAUCCAGUGGUGGAAACGUUACUUCCAAGCGCUCCAGAAAUUCAACAUUGUACACGUAAUACAUGCCAGAAGCCACAAGAUGUGAUUACAAAAGUGAAAGACAGCUUGGUUAGUGAGAAAGUAGGCACUGCUGAGUCAGGAAAAGCAUUUUUAGAACUCCUGAAAGCUUUUAGAACUUCAGGGAAAGAAAAGAUAUCAGAAGCGAUGACUGGUCCAGAUAGCACAUAUACUGUACCACAGUUGUUGGAUAUUGGUGCAGCAACACAGACGCCGUCUGCCCAGAAAGCCAUGAUGGAGUUACUGAACUUUGAAGAGACAAAGAAUUUAGCGUAUCCCCUGAGAUACCUGCUGGGUGCUGCAUAUACAACUCAUCCUGGGGAAUACCUUGUUAAAGAUCUUCUAAAACUAUUUAAGCAACAGCUUCCUAGUCCAGAUGUGAGAGAAGCUGUGGCUCUAGCACUUGGAGCUGUGGUAUAUAAUUUCUGUCAGGAUCCAGAACAAUGUCAGUUUGAGAUUAUUAAAGAUUAUAAGAAAUCUAUCUUGGAUUUCUUCACUCAAUGUCCAGAAGAGAAGUGUCAUUUGUUGUAUGUACGUUCAAUGGGCAACUCGGGUCUGCCUGACUUUAAAGAGAAAAUAUUCGAAACUAUUUCAAACAAGGACAGCAGUUCAAUGCUAGGUUUUACAGCAGUUCAAGCUUUGAGGAGAAUUUCUUCCCAGUACAUUGAGGAAAAGGAUAUAAAGUCUUUACUGAAGAUUUAUCAUCAAACGGAAAGAACCUACGAUACUUCUGUCAGAGCUGCUUCAGUGGAAUUGUUGCUUAGCCUCCGACCUUCAACUUCAAUUGUUCGUAAUCUGAUGUUGGCAGCACAAGGAGACCAGAUUAAUUUUGAGUUAUCUACAUUUAUACUCAGAAAAAUUGUCGAUAUUGCCAAAUAUAGUCCUGAGCUCAGGAACACAACCAGGGAAAUCUUGAAGGAUACAGCUAUAAAUAACUACAAUAUCUGGGCCCAGAAAGGAAAGUCAAGUGCCUUUAGCAGCUUAUUAGCAGAAACCCAGGAUGCCAAUGCAACUUAUGGUUUAUAUAUGGAGAUGGCAAGGUCCAAGGUACUGAAGAAGAGUGCCAUGGAUAUCAACAUUGUUAACAAUGAUGCUGUACAGAAAAUACUUAGUUUUGGUAUUUAUGCUUCUGGGUUGGAGUCCUUGCUAGGCGAGGAGCCAGACCCAGAUGCUGGAGAUGAGGAGGCCACUGCGGGGCUAGGACUUAAGAUCCUUGAUGUUGCCUUGCCAUCUGUGGAGUUUUUCCGAGGCUCGGGUGGUCUUAUGUCCGCUGUAUGGAAUGCUCCAUCUGAUCCUGUUACUGCAUUACAGAUGAGUUUCCUUCUGCAGGAUCAUAGUGAAAGAUUUCAUCUAGCUAACGGUCUUGUUGUAGACUUACAAGUUCUUGGUGUUGCUUCCAUAGACUUAACAGGGAUGGUUAGCAUUAGUCUCUGGAAUAGAAAUUCUGAAUCUCUUAUAAGAAAUAGUGGAGCCUUGGUGAUAGAAGGAGGAAUGCGGCUGGCAUCAGAGAUGGGUAGAGCUGGAGUAGUUUUUACAGCUGAAGGGGAAGCAUUUAUAGAUUUUGAAACUGACGUAGAUUUCUACCAGUCCCCAUUUAAAAUGUGUAUGCAGAUGAAACGUCCAAAAGCAGCAUUUAAACAUACAGUAGACAAAUAUGAGAAAGCAACAAGAUUUGACAGAAGUUUCAAGUCAAAAGUUAGCAAAUUAACAUAUAUAGAAGGCCUGUCAUAUUUCCUUAGUCAAAAGAAUUCGGAAGAAUGCAAAGCAUUGCUCUCCAACAAAUAAUUUUGUUUGAGGAUACCUUGUCAUUCCAAAAACUAGUGCCUCAUCGAACAGUUUCAUAUAUUUGAUAUGUCUACACACUUCUUCACAAAAACUAGAGCCUUCAUUAUGCAUUACAGACUUGGUGCUACAUGUAUAAACUUUUUUUAUCUUAAAUAAUCAUGCUUGAAUUGUUACAGAACAAAAAUUUGUGAUCUUAUUUCUGUCCAAAUACAAUUACAGACAUUAAUCUUGCAUAAAACAAUUACAAAAAAAUGCUGCCACCUUUGAUACUCACAUUAGUAAAGCUCUGCUAUUGAAUGAUACAAAAUCUAGGCUUGUAUUCACUAAAGAGUCAAAUUUCCUAUCUCUAUAUAUAUAGCUAUUUUAGCUGAAACUUUGCAUAACGUUUUGCUGUAGCAUAUACUUCGUUCAUGCUAAAUUUCAUGGACAUCCGUUUAAAACAGUAAUUUUAUGCAUUUCAAAGUGAAAGCCUAAGUUCCAGACUUAAAUGUUGAUGAAUAUGGGCUGUGACUUAUUCAGAAGAAAAAUGAUUGAAAUUCAUAAUCUUCGUGCAUACAGUUUGAUACAAAAAUGAAACCAGGACAUGCAGGAAUUGCAGAGGAAUAACCAUGCAGAUUCUAUUCUUAAAUUCUCUGGCUUUAAGUGCACAAGUUUAUUACCAGUAUUACAUUGACGUAUUACAUUGAUGCCUUUCAUGUUAUUUAUUCCAUGACACAUAGAUUGAUCUCAUUCAGAUUCAUCGAAGACCUGCAUUAAUGAUUGGCUUACAGCCUUUAAUUCAGUGUGAUUAUCCUGUCAAUUGUUCUGUUUUGUACAAUGAAAUUACCUAGUCACAAUAUAGUCCUUUUUAGUCUGUUGAUACUUUAACCUUUAGCAUGCUAGAUAAAUUGUCGUCUGCUGGAAAUGUCGUCUGCUAAAAUUGUAAAGUUCAUUCAAUUUGCUCCAAAAUUGGAAGAAAUAUUGUCAGAGUAGCAAACAGCUUGGAACCUGAUCAGACGCCGAUUUAAUCGGCGUCUGAUCUGGUUCCAAGCUGUUUGCAAAGGCUGUUAAAUUCGCCUGCAGCAGGCUAAGGGUUAAUAAUGUAUGUUGAAAUGCCAUGUAUUGUUUAUUAAGUUAGGUGGGAUUAUGAAAGUGAUAUCAUAAAAAUCAUGUUUACAAUUGUAACCAUGUUUACCAAUAUCAAAGAAGUCAUUGCCAUAAAUUGUUCAGUUAAAAAAUGUUGUGUAUUUUGAAAUUUGGUGCUUUUGCAGUGCAAUAAAAAUUUAAGCAUUAAUUUUGUUAAUCAAUGUUUAUACUUGGGCUGUUUAUGCUACAUUUUGUUUUUCAAGUGUUAAAGUUCAGAAAUGACAACCACUACAUGUUUACUAGUGUUCAACUCAUCAUUGUCAUGGAUUGUUUUAGUACAGUAUUUUUAGCUCACCUGUCACAAAGUGACAAGGUGAGCUUUUGUGAUCGCGCAGCGUCCGUCGUCCGUGCGUGCGUCCGUCCGUGCGUGCGUGCGUAAACUUUUGCUUGUGACCACUCUAGAGGUCACGUUUUUCAUGGGAUCUUUAUGAAAAUUGGUCAGAAUGUUCCCCUUGAUGAUAUCUAGGUCAAGUUCGAAACUGGGUCACGUGCAGUCAAAAACUAGGUCAUUAGGUCUAAAAAUAGAAAAACCUUGUGACCUCUCUAGAGGCCAUAUAUUUCACAAGAUCUUCACGAAAAUUGGUCAGAAUGUUCACCUUGAUGAUAUCUAGGUCAAGUUCGAAACUGGGUCACGUGGGGUCAAAAACUAGGUCAUUAGGUUUAAAAAUAGAAAAACCUUGUGACCUCUCUAGAGGCCAUAUUUCUCAAUGGAUCUUCAUGAAAAUUGGUCAGAAUGUUCACCUUGAUGAUAUCUAGGUCAAGUUCGAAACUGGGUCACGUGGGGUUAAAAACUAGGUCAGUAGAUCUAAAAAUAGAAAAACCUUGUGACCUCUCUAGAGGCCAUAUUUCUCAAUGGAUCUUCAUGAAAAUUGGUCAGAAUGUUCACCUUGAUGAUAUCUAGGUCAAGUUCGAAACUGGGUCACGUGGGGUUAAAAACUAGGUCAGUAGAUCUAAAAAUAGAAAAACCUUGUGACCUCUCUAGAGGCCAUAUUUUUCAUGAGAUCUUCAUGAAUAUUGGUCAGAAUGUUCACCUUGAUGAUAUCUAGGUCAAGUUCGAAACUGGGUCACGUGGGGUCAAAAACAAGGCCAGUAGGUCUAAAAAUAGAAAAACCUUGUGACCUCUCUAGAGGCCAUAUUUCUCAAUGGAUCUUCAUGAAAAUUGGUGAGAAUGUUCAGCUUGAUGAUAUCUAGGUCAGGUUCGAAAUUGGGUCAUGUGCGGUCAAAAACUAGAUCAGUAGGUCGAAAAAUAGAAAAACCUUGUGACCUCUCUAGAGGCCAUAUUUUUCACGGGAUCUUCAUGAAAAUUGGUGAGAAUGUUCACCUUGAUGAUAUCUAGGUCAAGUUUAUAAGUGGGUCACGUGCCUUCAAAAACUAGGUCAUUAGGUCAAAUAAUAGAAAAACCUUGUGACCUCUCUAGAGGCCAUAUUUUUCAAUGAAUCUUCAUGAAAAUUGGUCAGAAUUUUUUAUCUUGAUGAUAUCUAGGUCACAUGUGCUCAAAAACUAGGUCACUAUGUCAAAUAAUAGAAAUAACGACGUCAUACUCAGUUCAACACUGGGUCAUAUGGGGAUAGGUGAGCGAUUCAGGACCAUCAUGGUCCUCUUGUUUAUUUGUUCAUGUUCAGUGCAAUCAAGUUUUAUACAAAUACUCUAGCUAAAAUUUAGCCUUGUACUAAAACAAGAGCUAAACUUCCUUUUUUACUGUCUCAUUGUUAAAAAUUUAGAAUAAUUUACAGUACACAGUGACUGUCAUGCUAUUCAAAUAUGUCAUAUUGCUGUCUGUCAUUAUGAAAAAAACACACCACAUUUUGUCUUUUUGAUGUUUAAAUGCAGUUAAUAUUGUGUAGUAGGUUGUUUAAUUCUUGCCUAUCUAAAACAGGGAAAGACAGUGACUCCCCUGUAGUAGAACAUGUUAUUGUUUCCCAAGGCACACAUGCACAUUGUCACAAUAUAAUUAUGACAUCAUAAACUACAAUGCAAAAUUUUAUAAUUUACAAGUUUUGCAUUGCAGGCCCAGAUCCAGGGCUGGGCCGAAGGGCAAAUAUUUCUGGAUCCGGGCCUAGAUUUUCAUUCUGGUUUGUCCCUACGGUUGGGAAAACCUUGUCUUUCACAGACAGACAUGUAAGAUCCUUGUAAUAUUUAUGAAUUCAGAUUUCUAAAAAGAAUUUACAUAAAAUUAUAUCAUUCUGUCAUGUGAAUGAAUAUGCAAGUAUUUAUUUUUUGUUGUAACUGUAAUAUCUUACUUUUGCUCAAUGAAGAAGUAAUUUUAAUCAAACAUUGCAAGAUAAUCAUAUCAGGUGUUGUUUUUUUAUGCCCCCGAAGGGAGGCAUAUAGUUUUUGAACCGUCUGUCAGUCUGUCCGUCUGUCAGUCUGUCUGCAAUUUUCGGGUACGGUCCAUAUUUUUGUCAUCGAUUGGUGGAUUUUCAAAUAACUUGGCAUGAAUGUGUACCACAGUAAGACGACGUGUCGAGCGCAAGACCCAGGUCCGUAGCUCAAAGGUCAAGGUCACACUUAGACGUUAAAGGUCAUUUUUGGUGAUAGUGCAUUCGUGUCAGGUCCAUAUCUUUGUCAUCCAUGGAUGGAUUUUCAAAUAACUUGGCAUGAAUGUGUACCACAGUAAGACGAUGUGUCGCGUGCAAGACACAGGUCCGUAGCUCAAAGGUCAAGGUCACACUUAGACGUUAAAGGUCAUAUUUCAUGAUAGUGCAUUGAUGGGCGUGUCUGGUCCAUAUUUUUGUCAUUCAUGCAUGGAUUUUAAAAUUAUUGGGCAUGAAUAUGUACCACAGUAAGACAACGUGUCGCGCGCAAGACGCAGGUCCGUAGGUCAAAGGUCCUAAACUCUAACUUCGGCCAUAACUAUUCAUUCAAAGUGCCAUCGGGGGCAUGUGUCAUCCUAUGGAGACAGCUCUUGUUUAAAUGUUAGUACUGUAUAAUUAGAAAUUCUCACAAGGGAUUUAUUUUUGCUAUAUUCACUGUUUUUAGCAAAAAUUUAUUCUGAAGUUGUUUUUAUUUUUAUAUAAAAUUAAUAGUCACAGACUGGCAAUUAAUAUAUCACAAAUAUUCUUUGGAUGAAUUUCUAAUUUUGAAAAUAGCAAAUUUUUAAUCUCGUGGAAAUAUUUAUUGUUAGAGUACUUGAUGUGCCAAACAUGUUAUGCAGGUGCAGGAAAUACAUACACUGUUGUAUUUUUAGAUGAAUCAUACUCCAGUUGCACCUUUGUUGAAAUGUUGAUAUUUUGGUACUUUACAUGUACAGUUCUACGUUUUUUGUGCAAUUUCCCUUGUCAGUAAAUGUGCCAAGAUUGUAUUUUUAGACUUUGUAAAAUCUUAGAUUUUUUUUCAGACUUUUAUUGGAUACGUCUGUUCAGAAUUUCUUUGGAAAUCCAGCAAGAUACAUUCAGAAAUUUGAACAUUUCAUGGUGUGUUUUGAAGCAAAAAUAGUUUUGCAUUAAAUUAUCAAUACAUUUAUGAAGAAAGUCUUCAUUCACACUGUUUUGUGGAAAAUAAAUAAAUUCAUAUAUAUUUUUGAAAGUA
Messenger RNA from Mercenaria mercenaria, 7639 nucleotides. Its product is annotated as microsomal triglyceride transfer protein large subunit-like. NCBI's taxonomy places the organism in Eukaryota, Metazoa, Mollusca, Bivalvia, Venerida, Veneridae. The coding region runs from base 326 to 2986 and encodes 886 amino acids. Gene Ontology annotation, molecular function: lipid binding. The transcript is spliced from 19 exons. The record is from RefSeq and is a predicted model, not a curated record. Gene Ontology annotation, cellular component: basolateral plasma membrane; endoplasmic reticulum; Golgi apparatus. Gene Ontology annotation, biological process: lipoprotein metabolic process; lipid transport.